AAACGGACUGUUGCUUUCCCGGCUCUUCAUCAUUCUCACCACCACUGCCACCGCCACCUUUCUUCCUCCUCCUCCUCCCACCCGUCUCUAGCCCACACAUUUGCUUAAGAAAAAAAGUGAUGAAAUGAACAAGAAGUGGUAAAUUAAUGAAGACCAGUUUCCUGAGAGAGAGAGAGAGGGAGCCGUUGCAAAGCGGAGCGCGGGAGGGGGAGAGCUGAGAACUGAGCGCUGCCAGCCCAGCCCAGCCCCUGUAAAGCACAGGAGCUUGCAAGGAGUGGUGGGAAGUGAGCACUGCUGCUGGUCGUGGCUCAGCCUUUUGCCACGGCGGAGAAUUGAUCUCGGCUCUAGCCGGGUGCUGAAUGUUAGGCAGGGUGUUCCUGCGGCUCGUCGCCGACAUGCAAAGAGCUUUAUCUGAUUGCAUUUGACUUGCAAUGCCGGCUUCUCUUUGGAAUGCAAAACCUUGCACAGGAUGAAAUCAGGUCACUCUUCCAGAAUGCCAGAGGAAAGUUCCCCAAGGAGGACUCCUCAAAAUGUCCCAUAUCGAGACAUUCCACAUAUAGUCAACGCUGAUGGGCAGUACCUUUUCUGUAGAUACUGGAAGCCAGCAGCCACACCAAGAGGCCUCGUGUUUGUUGCUCACGGUGCUGGAGAACACUGCUGUCGCUAUGAUGACUUGGCCCAGAUGCUGACAGGAAUCAACUUUUUUGUAUUUGCACAUGAUCACGUUGGCCAUGGGCAGAGUGAAGGAGACCGUAUGGUUGUGUCAGACUUCCAUGUGUUUGUCAGAGACAGCUUGCAGCACAUUGACCUCAUGAAGAAAGAUCAUCCAGGCCUCCCUCUGUUCCUUCUUGGGCACUCCAUGGGAGGAGCCAUUGCCAUCCUCACCGCGUCUGAAAGACCAAAUGACUUUUCAGGCAUGGUACUAAUUUCUCCCUUAGUAGUUGCAAGCCCAGAGGCAGCGACACCAAUAAAGGUUUUUGCAGCUAAAGUGCUUAACUUUGUCCUGCCAAACCUGUCCCUGGGAUCUAUCGACCCAAAUGUUGUUUCCCGGAAUAAGAAAGAGGUUGACUCAUACUCUUCAGAUCCACUGGUUCACCAUGGCGGCAUGAAAGUCUCCUUUGUCAUCCAACUGUUGAAUGCCAUUGCCAAAAUAGAGCGCUGCCUCCCCAGACUGACUCUCCCCAUCCUGGUGCUCCAUGGCUCACCUGACAAACUCUGCGACAUCAGAGGCUCUUAUUUGCUGAUGGAUACUGCACCGAGUCAGGAUAAAACGCUCAAGGUGUAUGAGGAGGCCUAUCAUGCUCUCCAUAAAGAGCUUCCUGAGGUGACUAUGUCUGUUCUUAAGGAAAUACAGUCAUGGAUUGGUCAAAAACUUUCAGCAGCUGAAGGAGCCUGUUGCUCUUAAGAAAAGAAAAGCCACUUUGAGACCUUCUUAAAUGAUUGUUAGGAUAUUCUGGAAAGAGAAAGUUUUUUUCCCCCUUUAACCUACCUUUGGAGGAGGAAAGUUCUGUUAAAGGGACUCCUAAAACACGUUGUUUUUAAAGAAACAUUCUUAUGGCACGGGAUGGGGGGUGGGGAGGGAACCAUUCAGCCAUUUAAAAAAAAGUUGUCCUCUUAGAGGAAGGAGCUGGGAGAGAUAUCGGUGCAGAUUUCCUAGCUGUAUGUGCUGCGUAAAGGGACUUCCUCAAAUCCCUUUCAAAAUCCACAGCACUCUCUACCCCUACCUUUUGUUUUCAAAGGAGUUCCUGAGGUGCUUAGGUAACUUUUAUAUUGCAAUAAUCUUUGGAAUAUUUAGAAGUUUGGCAUCUUCCAUGUCAUUCCGUUUUUACUCUUGCCAGAUUAUAAUUCCUCCCGCCUGCUAAUAGGCCCAAAGGAAAGUUAUUGCUAAAUGAAGAUGGAGUUAGAAGGGAAGCUGGGCUGGUGGUGGAGUUUUUCCACAUGAAGGGAAAACUUGAAAGCUUCUGGAUGAGGUCAGGCCAAAUGGUCUCUCAGCCUUAGGGGUCGUGAACAAGCCAGAGCCCAUUAGGCCACCAUGAACAGCUUUGGACUCUGAAAUGACAUCGUUUAGAGCUGUUUCAUAACCAGCCCCAGAACUGAGUCUACAGAGCAGAGGAAUUAAUGUAGAAUAGUGUAUCGAAAUCUAAGCACACUAAAGAUGCUGCUGCUUCCAAAAACCAAAUUUUUCUUCUGUGCAAGAACUGUACUCUGUAAAUAACAUGUAGGGGCACUUUUCUUGUUAGUUGUGUUACUGGUAAUUUAAGAUGUAAAGUCAAAAGUUAUAUUUAAAAGAGAAAUAUUAAAUAUAAUAUAUAAUGUUUAUAUAAGUUGCUCAGAUGUCUGGAGGUGGAAGGAAGCAGAGUAAGAACUUAAUAGAGGGGCUGCUGUCCUUCACCUGCUGGCUCCUUAGAGUACUUCCAGACAGCACAAAUUUUAACUUUUGCCAUGUUUUAAACUGAGGGCUUAGUUUGGUGGAUUUCAGGUGUGUGAAAGCAAUUGCCAUUUGAAAACAGGGAAUAGCCAAGGGUUGCUUGUCCUUAACCUUGCCAUUUAAACCCCUCUUCAUGAGAAAGGACAGGACAGAAGCCACUUUUCUGCUAAUGGCUAGCAUUUUUCUCCUAUUCCUUUGUUCCGCUCAAGUUUGGAAGGAAAUUUGGGGAGUGAGAGAGAGAGACAAACCAAAGUAGCAAGAGGGGUAUUCGGCCACAGACAAAGAGCUGGGGUAGGAAGGCCGUGGGUUCUCUGAGUGUUGCAUAUGGGGCCUUAUAGCCUUGACUAGUAGAGCAAAAGUGGGAGAUGCAGGCCAGAGGGUUGCGGUAUGUACCUGGGGAGAAAAUGUGUAGUGCUGUGGGUUGUGACAGGGAGAGCCAGCAGGUGUAUGAAAGGUGGGGUGGGAGAUAUUGAGAUAUGCUUAUAGGAAUCUGGAUUUGGUGUUUACUCGUGCCGGCAGGGCGUGGGGGUGGUUUGCAGGCAGCAGGGCAAUUGAGUGGAAUUUCUUCAGUGGGCUAUCAGUCUUCACUAGGAGUAGCUGCUUGAGCAAGCCAGGUCACUGCACCAGGAAAUCCUGAAGGAGCUGCCCAGGGCUAGUUGAGUAUUUGCUAUGCAGCUGUCAAACAGUGCUUCCAGGCAGCCCAAACCUGCCAUGUUAAUUGAAAGGCCCUCCACCCCCAGGUGUUAUACAGUGCCUUUCACCAUUGAUCAGCCAGAAACAUUGAUUCUUUCCCCCUCAUUAGCUGUAGAACAAGCCACAAAGCACUGUUGACCCACUCUCCUGUGUUGAGUGGAAGGGGAAAUCUGUUUCUACUUAUACCCUUAUUCCAACUUUUCACUGAGAGCCCUCAUGUGAUUCUGCUACAAGAGUAAGUUGUUGGCCCUGCUUGGUCCAUGCAUAUCAUGUGUGAGAAUAUGUACCACUGUGACUUUAGGCUGCUUCAGAAAAUGGGGAUUUCCCAUACAGAAAGCCCUUCCAUCUAUUUUACGAAGAAGAAGCUGCUAUUAGCUCUGGCUUCCCAGAAAAUAGCAUGUGUGAAACUGGUAUGUGAAAUCAGCAUGUGUGAAGAUCUACGUGCAGUUCUCAUACAUUUUUGUAUGUGUGCAGGAAAUUUCCAAUAUUUGAAGCAGCCUUUAUUACUAGGCAGCCAAUAAGGAUCAAAUGUGAACUCUGAAGAGAGAGAUGGUCUAGUGGAUUCCUGAAUAGAGUGACCAUUCAUAAUAAUUAUUUUUACUGGCCUCCUUGCUCAGACACACCCCAUAUUUAUGUGCCUAAUAGAUAAAAAGAAUAGAUUCCCUUCCCUUUUAUGGGAAGCAGAAAGCACUUUGUUCAAAGGUCCACUGAUGAAUCCAUUUCGCUGCUAGGAGAUAGUCUGCAACCUUGUCGCUCAGAUUCUGACUUAGGACCAAAUGGCAGAGCUCAGCAAAUGAUCUUAGACACACUAGCAAGGCUAGUCCGUAACCCCAAUAAACAGAUUGUCAGACCUUUCACUUGUACAGUCAUCCCUUGCCAGCUGCGAGGGUUAUGUUCUCGCAAAACCCUGCGGUUGUCAAAUUUUCAGUUAGCAAGCAAUAGGAAUCAAUGGGAAAUGGGGUUACAGGAACCGUGAUCAUGAAAGCACCUCAAAAUCAAGGGGAAAUGGUUAAAAAUGGCUAAAAAUGUUUUUUUUUAAAUCCCUAAAUAUCACCAGGAGUCAGCAAGAGGAAUGAGCAGAUUUAACCUCUGGAAAAAAAUUUAACACCCACCCCCCAAGUAACUCAAAUGUACUUUAUUAGUUCCACCCCACAGCACAUGCAAAGAAAUACAGCAGUAAAAACACAGCACCCUGCUCUCCCCAAUUCCCCCCAACACAUGCUGCACUGUGCAAAGUACAGAUACUGUACUGUACGUGUGUACACUCUGUCUCUCGCGUGCGUGCACACACAUACACAAGCACACACUUCUCUCUCACCUCCACUUCUCUUCUCUCCUCCAUCUCUCUCUGUCUCUUUCCUCCACUUCUCUCCAAUGACUCUCUCACCUCCACUUCCCUCUCCUCUCUUUCCCGCCUCUUGCCAGCAAAAAUCACACUUCUCGCAAACAAAAUCACAUGAGAAUUGUGGAUACUUGAGUCGCGUUUGGCAAAACUGGUAGCAAAAUCCCAGUAGCGGAUACUCAAAACUGCAGUUGGGAAAACUACGCUAGGUGAGGGAUGACCGUAUUUUGCCAAGAGCUUCAUCAUUUUUUAAACUUGCAUCUUAUUGAGACUGUGCAAGCAUACCCCAAUCUGCCUAUCAAGAUUCUAAUCAUGACUUUGUAUGUCAUGCUAGCAACAUGCAUGUUGUACUAGAAAAUGAAAACAACCUCCUGCCAUAGGCAUAUGGGUAUGACUCAUACAGGUCAGGUGUCUUGCAGGAGCCAGAUGUCUUUCACCUCAUCUUCCAACUUUAUAUUUAGGUAAAACAAGACAGUAUUCCUACAGCUGAGGUUUUGAGCUAGACCAGUGGUCUGUAAAUCAAACCCACCCAGAUUACAAGUUUCAGUUCCCGCCCCCAAAGCCUGUUCUUUUGGGAGCUGCGAAAGAGAACCUUCCCCCAAUCAACAACAAACAUCCCCGAAUCUAACUAAUUAGCUCUGAUCUGUUCUCUAAUAAGGGUGUGAGUGGCAGAGCUUAACACAUUACAAGACCUCAGAAAGAGAAGCACUGUAGGAGUAACAGUUGCCUGAUUUGAACAGACUUUUGCAACUUGUGUAGAUUAUCCAGACAAAAACACUUUACAGACUUGGUUUGGGCAUUAUGGGAUACUUCCAGUACCUUAUGACAAGGCCUGGAUUAGCUCCCAGUUGCAGAUUUUAUAAGUCAUUGCAACAGCACAGCAGAAUGGUCCUAAAAGCUGGAGCAGUAGUAGCAGGGCAGCUAUAACUGAGGUCUGUAGAUUAUUAAACUGGAAAUUGAACUGUGGGAGGCCUGUUGUUGUGUAUGGAUGGCAGGAGGUAGGUCAGCUAGAGAAGUCCAAUGAAUGAGAUACAGUACUGCCCCCUCACCUACUAAUAGGAUUCUUUGCUCGGUCCAUGUGCUGAGGAAAUAAGCAUAUUUCGAGGGUGUUGACUAGCAAAGGUGAAGACCCUUGUGUUGUUUUUAAGGCCUUAAAAGCAUCAUCUGAUGUGCUGCAUGCACAGCAAUGGAUGGCAUAGAAAUGGAAGCAUGUGGGGUGGGUUGCGGUGCGGUGUAAUAUAUUAGAAAGGCAAUCAUAGUGGAGAUUAUUCCAAAGAUGUAAGCACUAGCUAAAUUCUUCACCUAUGCAAGUCAAUUGGGAGUUUAGCUACAGUGAGAGAAAUCUAGGUCAGUGCUACCUGCUUUAGAGAAAAUAUGAACAAGUGCUUUUAAGAAACUAACCCCUAUAUACAUGCAAGGGCACUGCAUUGCUGGUCCCUAUUAUAUACAUGGCCAGAGAAAGUUCCACAUACAGUGCCUUUCAAUAAGCUUGUCUAGAGAAUGUGUCUGCUGUAACUCCUGAGCUGUGAAGCAAUAUAUAAAGAAGAGAGGAGCACUAGAAAUAUAUACAUAUUCAACUCCCAGCAAGGUCAUGCAAGCAAGGAAGCAGUUUGAAAAUCAGAUGCUUUAGCACUGGGGAAACUAGAGCUGCUGUUUGAUCAUUUUGAUAGACUUAUCUGUAGGGAUAAUCCAUUUGAGAGGGGGAGUUAGGGAGGUCUUGUUCCUCUUAAGAGCCUUGUAGCAGGCAGAAGCUGCCCCCUACUCCAAGGCUUCCCACAGAGACCUAUUAGGCCUUUUUGCUGCCAUGGAGCUUUUAAAGGAACAGGAGCCUCCUGCUGAACAGGAGUUGGCCACCUUACACCAAAAGGUUAAUACUAACUUCUUUGAUGUUGAAAAACAACAAAGGCUUACAUUUUUAGCUAGUAUAAAGUCCAUAAAAGCUCAUAUGUUUAGCUGUACUUGCUGAAAACCAUUGGCAGAUCUAAAGCAAGAUCCUCACGCUCUUUCAGCUGCAGUUAAGCCACAGUUUAAGCUUGUCCCUGUUGUCAUGUUUGACUUCUCUGGUGUUCUAGAGAAGAUCAGUCCAUGAGUGACACCAGCAACAGCUUUAGGAACUGGAGGGUCUGCUACCGAAAAGAGAGGGCCAUAUCAUAGAUGCUCUGUCCUUAGCUGCCUGAGCUGUGGCAUCUCUCGUCAGCAGUGUGAUGGAGUUAAAAAUGAAAUGGUGGUGCUCAUUUGGGCUUGGUUAGCUGAGAUCAGACUACAAGAGUCUAACUUGGUCAUCAGCAUUAAAACAGCCAAAGGGCUUUGGGACUGCCCUACCUCAGGCCUGCACAACCUGUAACCCACCAAGGUGACUGCAGUCCAGCAAUCAUAUACUGUAGCCUGCAGCCUGCUUGGCAACUUCCCUUUUUUACAAUCCUAGACAAGCAACAAAACUUAGAUUUUUUCCAGCCUCUGAUGGACCACAAUAAUAUGGCAGGUAAACUAUAUUUGGCUUGGUGGGUCACAAGCAGUGUUCCUUGUAACGGGUAUUCCCAGAUGUUGUUGGCUGCAAUUCUCAUCUCCAGCUCCAGUGACCUUUGGCUGGAGAUGAUGUGAACUAUAGUCAACCUCUGGGAAUCCCUGUUGCAGGAAACAAUGGUCACAAGUUGUAUAGGCCUGCCUUCUUAAGGCCCACCCAUACUGGCAGCAGAAGAAAAUUCAUUACAAGAACCAUCUACAAAGCUAUACAUAAAAUAGAUAAAUGCACAGUUUUUGAAUAUCACAGUGAGCCUGUCUCAGAUUCCAGACUGCUGUGCUGGGACCAACAGGGGAUUUCCCUUUGAGAUCAUAGUUCCUUUAUGACAGAGCAAUAGUUGUCUGUAACUAAUGUAUAUAUCAUCACCAUCUGCACCAGGUAUGGCAUGACAACCACCCUACACAUAACAUGUCUUGCACACCGUUUUAUAACCAGCCUGCUCUUUUUAUAUCUGUCACAUUGCCACUUUGAUGACAUAAUCUUAUUAAGAUAACUUAUUUUUCCAAGUAAUUUCUUAGCCACUGUAUCUUCUUUCCUUUGUGGUCCAGCUCACUUAGUACUACACACUCACAUACACACUGAAAACACCUGUACUUACAGCAAGGAGAAUGUGUACAACUUAGGAUUCUUUUGUGGGGGGAAUACUAUGUAUAUUGACGCUAAUAAUAAAGAUAUGUUUUCUGAGUA
Hemicordylus capensis (graceful crag lizard) is the source of this 7671-nucleotide messenger RNA. It is a transcript of the gene MGLL, whose product is annotated as monoglyceride lipase. Bases 470 to 1405 code for a protein of 311 amino acids. Gene Ontology annotation, cellular component: membrane. Gene Ontology annotation, molecular function: lipase activity. NCBI's taxonomy places the organism in Eukaryota, Metazoa, Chordata, Lepidosauria, Squamata, Cordylidae. The record is from RefSeq and is a predicted model, not a curated record. The transcript is spliced from 8 exons.